AUGAAGUCCUUUCAGCAAUUGACUCGCCAGAAGGCCCUAUCGGGUCUGACAAUGCCCCGUAUCCUGUCCUCCCAGCCCAUCGCCGCUCGUCGGCUAUGGCAGAGGAAUUUCAGUGCCACCGCAUCUGCGGCACAAUUGGCAGCCUUGGAUGCUUCCAAGUUGACCAUCACCAAGACCCAGGCUCCUAAGGAGCUUACUCCUAACAAGGAUCUUGUAUUUGGCAAGACUUUCACUGACCAUAUGCUCUCAAUUGAGUGGACAGCUGCCGAUGGCUGGCACACUCCCCAGAUUAUCCCCUACCAGAACCUCAGCUUGGAUCCCUCAACAUGUGUGUUCCACUACGCAUUCGAAUGUUUCGAAGGAAUGAAGGCAUACAAGGAUAAAAAUGGAGGAACCCGUCUAUUCCGCCCCAACAAGAAUAUGGAGCGCCUGAACAAGUCCUCUGCUCGCAUUGCCCUGCCCACCUUUGACGGCGAGGCUCUCACAAAACUGAUUGGAGAGUUUGUGAAGUUGGACGACCGAUUCAUUCCCGAUGCCCGUGGCUACUCCCUGUACCUGCGCCCAACCAUGAUCGGUACCCAGAAGACUCUGGGUGUUGGUCCUCCUGGAUCUGCUUUGCUGUUCGUUAUUGCCAGCCCUGUUGGUCCUUACUACCCUACCGGUUUCAAGGCUAUCUCCUUGGAGGCCACUGACUACGCUGUCCGUGCCUGGCCCGGUGGUGUUGGUGACAAGAAGCUCGGAGCCAACUAUGCUCCCUGCAUCUUGCCCCAGCUUGAGGCUGCUUCGCGUGGUUUCCAGCAGAACCUGUGGCUUUUCGGCGAGGAGGAAUAUGUUACUGAGGUUGGUACCAUGAACCUCUUCCUUGCCAUCAAGAACAAAGAGACUGGUCAGAAGGAACUUAUCACCGCUCCUCUGGACGGUACCAUUCUGGAGGGUGUCACAAGAGAUUCCGUGCUUGCGCUUGCUCGCGAGCGACUGGAGCCUAAGGGCUGGGCCAUUUCGGAGCGCAAGAUCCGUAUGGCUGAUGUUGCUAAGGCUGCUGAGGAGGGUCGCCUGAUUGAGGUCUUUGGUGCCGGCACUGCUGCUAUUGUUAGCCCUGUCCGGAACAUCAGCUACCGCGGUAAGCUGGUUGACUGCGGGUUGAAGGCUGACGAGGAGGCUGGUGAGAUUGCUCUUCAGAUGAAGAACUGGAUGGAGAGUAUUCAAUAUGGUGAUGAGGCGCACCCCUGGAGUGUUGUGGUUUAA
Molecule: messenger RNA, 1245 nt
Organism: Penicillium malachiteum
Lineage: Eukaryota; Fungi; Ascomycota; Eurotiomycetes; Eurotiales; Aspergillaceae
Product: branched-chain amino acid aminotransferase, cytosolic
Exons: 4
Coding region: 1-1245 (414 amino acids)
Biological process (GO): L-valine biosynthetic process; L-leucine biosynthetic process
Cellular component (GO): mitochondrion
Molecular function (GO): branched-chain-amino-acid:2-oxoglutarate transaminase activity
Source: RefSeq, a predicted model, not a curated record